UAGGGGGACAAAAGGGAAAUAAGCUAAAUAAGUACAUUUUGAAUGAAAACAAAUGUUGCCCAAACAAUGCAAAAGAUUUAAACAAGGCUGAAUAAGGCUAAGGAAAACAAAAGAGGGAAAGGUAAAUAAAACACCUAACAAGUGGCAAAUCAUCUAAAAAGAACGAUAUUACAGCAUUAAAUGCUGCGCUGCCACGUGCACAAACAAACAAAACAAAAAUACAAGUUUAGAUCAGUGUACCUUUUACAAUAACAUGUUGAGCUCAACCUCAAAGUUCAGUGCAGCCAACCCUCAUCUGCCCGAAACAGGUCGAAAACAGGACCUGAGGCAUGGCAAGAUAAUAUAUUCUUUAUAAUAAUUAUAAUAAUAAUAAUAACAGUCUAUAUCUUAUGUGUGACACGAAUGCGCAAUCUCACUGACUCGCCACGGCACGUUUCAAAAAGCAUUGCACCAAAACCACAAUGAAAAGCAGCAACAACAAAGGAAGGGGAAAAAACAGAAAAAGCUACCGCAUAUGAGAACCAUAACUGGCUGUUUAUAUACCGGGAUGAAUAAGUGGCAUUGCGGAAGCAGGAGGCGCUGGUGUGGACCUGGAGCUACGGUGGUUAAAAGGGGGCAUUUGACUACCUGCUACAUUCAACUUUUAUGGUUAAGACUGGAUGGUUGAAGGGAAGUGGUACAAAUCUAGCCUUUGUCCAUGAAGUUCUCCUUGAUUCAGAUCUCAAUUAUGAGAUUGAGCUUUAUUGUUUUUUCUUGGGAGAGAGAAUAGAGGCAGAUAUUCCUGUUCACAGAAUUAUCAACAGCAGUGUUGGACAAGUUGUAAAUCAGAACUAAUUACAGUUAGUAGUUAUAUAAAAAAGUAACUGAGUAACUAAUUAGUUACUGCAUUAAAAUUGUUACUAGAUACUUGAAUGUGCACAUUAUUUAAAAAAUAAACUUUAAACUUUUUUGAUAAACUUUAUUGAUCCCCCAUGGGGGAAUUUCUUUUUGUUACAACAGCUCAAGAAACAGGAAUAUAAUUAUCAAAAAAAAGUGUUGCUUUGGCAGUGUGAGAAGAAGCAACUAACACAUUUAGUAUAACAUGGUAGCCAUUUCAAUACGUAGUUAUUAGCUAAUUAGUUCUCUGAAGACAACAGAUUCAACAGUUGGUAUGGGAAGCAAGUCUUCAACAACAUACCAUACUAUCAGUCUCUUUAGUCCGGGCUCACAGUUCGCAGAGGUGGCAGUGAUUUAAAACCAAGCCAGCUGUUUGCUGGAGUGGCUCCACCUUGGUCUGCUAAUUAUUGUGAGCUACACCGCCUUCUUUACUUGCUCUAUAACCACACCUUAAAUGCAGAGCUGGGUGGAGAGAGAGUCUCAAAUGAUAGACACUUUAAAUAGGGAGUUACACAUAACAGCUCUUACAAAGCCUGAAAGGAGGUACAUUUGCUCACAGAGAAUCUUGUGGAUUAUCAACAUUAAUUUUGAUACUUUUUUAAUGCACUCUACACAACUUAUUUACAUUCAGUGACGACCUUGCCAACUGGCCACUGGGAGACUUUGGCUUGCUGCUGUCUGUCUGUCUGUCUGUCUGUCUUUCUUUUGUGUGUGUGUGUGUGUGUGUCCUAGCUGUAGGCUCACCAACAGUGUCAGCUGCACCUUGGCCCGGUGCACUCUUGUCUGCUGGUUUCCCUCAUUCCCCCUCAGCCCGACUGAAGCUUGUUGUUGCUUUAGUUCUUGAUCUGCAGUUGAGUUGAAACGACCCACAGCGAGGCAUCUGGUGCAGCAUGAAAGCCCCCAAAUACCAAUUCUCCUUCUACGCUGGUUUCCUGGUGGGAACCAUCACGCUGUAUGUUUUCCUGCAGCAGGUGCGGUUUGAGAGCACUUUGUUAUCACAGCAUGAAACAAACCUGAACAAAGUCAGCGAUGACCAAGAACAGCUCGAGAAAGAAAUUAAGAAAUGGAGAAAGGAAAGGUCUGCCCUUUUCAAUCUGGAGCAUCCUCUUCAUACAGGAGAGGACGGCCGCAUGGCUGAUGAGCUGUACAAAAAGGUCCGUAUUCUUUGCUGGGUGAUGACUGCACCAAACAACCUGGAGGAGAAGACUCGCCAUGUGAAGUCUACUUGGAGUCGCCACUGUAAUAUUGUGAUUUUCAUGAGCUCUGUGGACGACCCCGACUUUCCCACGGUGGGCUUAGGCACAAAGGAGGGUCGGGAUCAGUUGUACUGGAAAACAAUCAAGGCAUUCCAUUAUGUCUACGAGCAUCACAUCAACGAGGCAGAUUGGUUCCUCAAGGCAGAUGACGACACCUAUGUUAUUGUAGAUAACCUGCGUUUAGUUCUCGCCAACCACACACCCGAGGAACCAGUUUACUUUGGCCGAAGAUUUAAGCCCUACGUAAAGCAGGGCUACAUGAGUGGUGGUGCAGGCUAUGUGUUGAGCAAAGAAGCUCUGCGAAGAUUUGUAGGAGGAUUUAAAACCAAUGUGUGCACUCACACUUCCUCUACAGAGGAUCUUGAAAUGGGACGCUGCAUGGAGAAAGUUGGGGUGUUGGCUGGGGACUCCAGAGACAGUAUGCAAAGGGAGACAUUUCAUCCACUUCGCCCUGAGCAGCACCUGACACAUAAGUUACCAAAGAGCUUCUGGUAUUGGAGCUACUGCUACCACCCCAUCUCAGAGGGUCCAAACUGCUGCUCGGACCUUUCAGUGUCAUUCCACUAUGUUGUUCCUUUACAAAUGUAUUUAAUGGAGUACUACACCUAUCACCUGCGUGCCUUUGGAUACAGUUACCGUUACCAGCUGCCUGCUCCACUUGGCUAUGGUAUUGAGAAAUCUGUGGAAGUGAAAAACAGACCAGCUCCUCAGAAAAACAGGCGAGGAGAUGGGGAGGAUCAAUCCAGGACUGACAAAAGACAGAAUGCAGAUCCCCCUCAAGCAGCUGGUAAAGACCCUCCUGCUGCUCCAUCAGGGUAAAUCAGAAGGUGUGUGAAGGAAACUUAUUAGGUAGAGUGUUUAUGAAUUAACAAACAUUUAAACACUCUACCUAAUAAGUUUCCUUCACACACCUUCUGAGUUUGUUAAUUCAUUUUGUUGUUCUUGGCUCAUCGAGGGAAACAUUUCACUCGUAUUUCUCAGCUGAGGCACUCCUACUUUUACUAAAGAAUUCCUUCAGGACUUUAAUUCUUGAUUAUCAGGUUUGUUUGGUUUAGCUAUAAGACAGUGUCUUUUAAAAAAGUGGGAACUGCUUUCUGUUAGCUUCAGUCAUUUGAAAAUAAGUGAAGCACUUUUUUUUAAAGUAUCAAUUUUCUAUAAGAACUAAGUUUUCUACAAAUCUGACAAAAUUGAUUUAACAGGUUUUUAAAAAAGUAUUUUUAAACUAUGUCAAACCCACCAAACUUGAUGGACCACCCUGUAAAGCGAUGUAACUUGCUAGAGUUCUUUUGUUUCAUUCACACAUAAGCCCGUUUCACUCAUGAACUCUUGACGUUUUCUAUAUUAUUUCAGGACUUUCAGGAACUUUCUUUUCACUGAUGAACCUUACAACAGGUGAUUUUUUUUGUUGGCCUCGCUCACUCAACUCAAAAGACUCGGUUUGGUUUAGAUAAGGGGGCGUCGUGGAGUAUCACAUGCAGGAGGAAGAGGAGUGUUCCAUUAUGGUGACCUUUUCCAUGGUAACAUAACUACAACAUGUAUAAAUGCAACAGUGGAAACAAAAGAUACUGACAACUGAGGGGAGCAGCAAAGAAAAUAAAGCAGUAAAACUCUGCUUAAUGUUAAUGUCUUCUUGAAAGUACAAAAAAAAGCAUUCAGGUCUAUCGAUUGUUUUGACUCAAAUUUCAGACAUGAUCUUGCAACCUUAAACCAGUGUCAGGAAAACCUACAAAAUCAGUAAAGCUAAAGAUUUUCUCAAGAUGUGAUACAGGAUUUAAGACAGACCCAUAACUGUUAGUCUACUUUCUAUCUUAGCAAUAAUGAAGUGAAUCUUUGUAUCUCUCAUUAGUCUCUCUGUUCUCCAUCUUUUUGUUCAUUUGAAUAUGCCUCUGAUCAUUAGUUAGGCUUCCAGACUGUGGUGAUAGAUUUCUUGUCAUGAUGCAGUGGGCUUACCAUUCAGUCCAUUCUAUGGCAGUGUAUUUUUUUUUUCUUAAUCUAAUUUCAUCAUACUUUUUGUGAAGUCCAAGCAAAAGAAUAAAAAUCGCCUUGUUGGGGCGCCGAUAGCCUAUAGAGGUUGUGAUGCGGGCCCCAUGUGUGGAGGCGGUGGUCCUCAGGGCAGCGGCCGUGGGGUUCGGGUCUGGACUCAGCCCUGUGCUGCAUGUCAUGUCUCCUCCCGGCUGUCCUAUCCAAUGAAGUGUUUUUA
Messenger RNA from Labrus bergylta (ballan wrasse), 4332 nucleotides. The record is from RefSeq and is a predicted model, not a curated record. Lineage: Eukaryota; Metazoa; Chordata; Actinopteri; Labriformes; Labridae.